GCGUUAGCUACCGGUAGAGCGGGAAGCCCGGCUGCUGUGGUGUUUGCUCCGUCAGGAAUCACCGACUGACUCAGACAGACUCGCCCACCUUCGAGCCUUGCUUUUAUUUUCCUCUCCCCUCUUCGCUCUGUCACGAACGCCGAGCACCAUGGACCGAGAGCACUUUGUAUACCAGGCGAAACUCGCCGAACAAGCAGAGAGAUACGACGAAAUGGUGGAGUCUAUGAAGAGCGUGGCAGGGAAGGACGUGGAACUGACGGUGGAGGAAAGGAACCUUCUGUCUGUGGCCUACAAGAACGUAAUCGGCGCGCGGAGAGCUUCGUGGAGGAUAAUCAGCAGCAUCGAGCAGAAGGAGGAGAGCAAAGGCGGAGAAGACAAACUCAAAAUGAUCCGCGAAUACAGGCAAACGGUUGAGAAGGAGCUGAAAUCAAUCUGUAACGACAUCCUGGAUGUACUGGACAAACACCUCAUUCCUGCAGCCAACACGGGCGAGUCAAAGGUUUUCUAUUACAAAAUGAAGGGCGACUACCACAGGUACUUGGCAGAGUUCGCUACAGGCAACGACAGGAAGGAAGCAGCCGAGAACAGCUUGGUAGCGUACAAAGCAGCCAGCGACAUUGCCAUGAUCGAACUGCCGCCGACACACCCCAUCCGCCUGGGGCUGGCACUCAACUUCUCCGUCUUCUACUACGAGAUCCUCAAUUCUCCAGACCGUGCCUGCAGGUUGGCAAAGGCGGCGUUUGACGACGCGAUAGCAGAACUGGACACGCUCAGCGAGGAGAGCUAUAAGGACUCGACACUUAUCAUGCAGCUGCUACGUGACAACCUGACACUAUGGACUUCAGACAUGCAGGGUGAUGGUGAAGAACAGAAUAAAGAAGCACUGCAGGAUGUGGAAGACGAGAACCAGUGAGACGUCACCACGUGGGACGCCCCCUCUCUCUCUCUCUCUCUCUCUCUCUCUCUCUCUCUCUCUCUCUCUCUCUCAUA
Hemibagrus wyckioides is the source of this 990-nucleotide messenger RNA. RefSeq names its product 14-3-3 protein epsilon-like. Bases 149 to 913 code for a protein of 254 amino acids. Gene Ontology annotation, biological process: signal transduction. The transcript is spliced from 6 exons. Gene Ontology annotation, cellular component: cytoplasm. NCBI's taxonomy places the organism in Eukaryota, Metazoa, Chordata, Actinopteri, Siluriformes, Bagridae. The record is from RefSeq and is a predicted model, not a curated record.